Asparagus officinalis (garden asparagus) is the source of this 781-nucleotide messenger RNA. RefSeq lists its product as uncharacterized. The transcript has a single exon. Bases 184 to 612 code for a protein of 142 amino acids. The record is from RefSeq and is a predicted model, not a curated record. Lineage: Eukaryota; Viridiplantae; Streptophyta; Magnoliopsida; Asparagales; Asparagaceae.
GCCACGACUCAACGCUCACUCGUUCAACAGUCAACCUCAUCCCCGGUCCAAUAUUAGACCAGGCGGCAAGUCCGAUCUCCUACUGCCUAUAUAUUGCUCUCUACCUCCAAGCAUUUUCUCAUCAAAUCCAAAACUUCUCAAUUAGAUCUUAUUACAUAAAACAUCUUUGAGAAUAUUCUACUUAUGGCAUCCAAGGCCAUUGAGAGCUGCAGAGAGGGUGCAGAGGUCUGUCAUGGGGAUGCUGAGUGCAAGAAGAAGAUCGUCGAACUUCUGACAGAGAUCUGCCUUCCGAAGGGCUUGUUCCCUGUGGAGGACAUAGAAGAGUUCGGCUACAAUCGUGCAUCAGGAUUCGUGUGGAUAAUUCAGAAGAAGAGUAAGAACCACACCUUCAAAAAGGUCAAGCGUCAGGUUUCGUAUGCGACUGAGGUGACCGCGUUUGUCGAGCCUCACAAGAUGAAGAAGAUGACCGGGGUGAAGACUAAGGAGCUGCUACUGUGGCUGUCUGUUGUUGAGAUGUACUUCGAAACUCCUUCCUCUGAGAAGCUCACUUUUAAGACUGGAACUGGGCUUUCUGAUAGUUUUGACGCAUCUGCUUUCGAGCUUGAUGCCUGAGAAGUGAAGGGGAAAACAUUAGCUAGUAACUAUUAUGUUCCUUGCUAAGUUUUACGUUUUUUUUUUAUUUUUUUUGUGUGUGUUUGUGGUGAAGUAUUGUAGUUUUCGUAUAUUGCAGAUUUGAUCAUCAGUAUUAGUAACACAAUAAAGUUUGAAUUGAUAAGCAACA